Molecule: messenger RNA, 1410 nt
Organism: Acytostelium subglobosum LB1
Lineage: Eukaryota; Evosea; Eumycetozoa; Acytosteliales; Acytosteliaceae
Exons: 6
Coding region: 1-1410 (469 amino acids)
Biological process (GO): resolution of meiotic recombination intermediates
Cellular component (GO): condensed nuclear chromosome
Molecular function (GO): single-stranded DNA binding; ATP hydrolysis activity
Source: RefSeq, a predicted model, not a curated record
AUGAAUUGUUCAGAGAUUGAGGCUGGCAUCUUGAACGAUCACAUCAAGUAUGACAAACUAUUGAGUAUUGUCAACAAACACUUCAAGCAAUAUGCAGAGAAUCCAGUAUCCCCACUGAAGAUAUUGAUCCUUGUAAAGGACGCCACAUCAAUUGGAAUGAUUACAAAGAUUAUUCAAAAGACUGAAGGAAUAGCAAUAUAUCCAUUGACCACUCAAUCAAUAGCCAAUUGUAUAAUAUGUUCACUGGAUGAUAUAUGUGGACAACAACGAUCAAUCAACUGGAAGGGUUACUCUGUCAUCAUUGAGUUUGACUACUUCACUCAUGAUCAAUGCCAAUAUCUAUCGACCUACAAUGUAUACAAUCAAGCCAAGAUUUACAACUUUGUGUUGGACAUCAACUCUGUUGCCAUUGAGUUUGGAGAGGACAGACAGUUCAAUGAGAUGCAUCAUCUACUUCGAGAUAUAUACUUUCCAUGCCACAAUGAUGAUGUGAUAAGGAAGAAUACGUAUGAGCCAGUCAACAUCAAGAAGAUGUCACUCAACAAACAACUGGAACAACUUGUUAGAAAGCAGACAAAGGACACCUUGAAGCCUGACAACAAUCACAACACGGUGCUUGACAAAGAGACAUCACUACACCUAUAUCAUCACAUAUCAUUGGUCGCUGGAGAGUCUAUAUUGAAGCGCACACAUAUGAUCAAUCAUCUGGAGAAGGAGUACAAUAUGACAUUGAUCGAGCGAACAGUCAAGAAUGUGGACAUUGUGUUUGACGAAAGAAAUGGACUGAUGGUGGUCGACCACUCCAUGCGAAUGGACAAUGUCAUUGAUGCAUUGAUAGAACUAUCACUUCAAUUCAAUGUUGUAUGGAUCAUCAUUGAGAUGGACGAGCACAAAUUGUUCUCGGCACAGAGCAAAGAUGCAUGUCGUCAACUAUCAAGCAUCCUAAACUUCCUCCAAUGCCGUGUGUACAUUCGCUACACCUUCUCAUAUCAACAAUCAGCCCUGUUGAUCAGGGAGAUCUGCGAGUCAAUACCAAAGGAUAAUUCAACAUGGGAGAAUAAUGAGUACAAAUGGUUGAGUAACAAGUCAUGGAGAUACGCCACAAGGAUAUUAGGAAUACCUGAGAGGAUUGAGGAACAACAUACCAAUCCAACUUCAACAACCAAGGUUGUAAAGAAGCCAAGGCUGACAUUAACUGCCCCAACUCAGAAGCAACAUCUUACAUUGAAGCCUCAACCACUAUCACUUCAACCAUCACUGGUACAACCUCCACAUCCACAAAUAUCAACGACAGCCUCACAACAACCAUCAUCACAUAGACAGACCACCAACCAACGUCCAAGACUAUCACUCAAACAAGUGGAUCCUAAACAAACAAAGAUUGAUCAAUACCUCAAUAAAAGACAAUGA